Aphidius gifuensis is the source of this 2269-nucleotide messenger RNA. It is a transcript of the gene bw, whose product is annotated as protein scarlet-like. Bases 242 to 2176 code for a protein of 644 amino acids. Gene Ontology annotation, molecular function: ABC-type transporter activity; ATP hydrolysis activity; ATP binding. Gene Ontology annotation, cellular component: plasma membrane. The record is from RefSeq and is a predicted model, not a curated record. The transcript has 8 exons. Lineage: Eukaryota; Metazoa; Arthropoda; Insecta; Hymenoptera; Braconidae.
UAUAUGCAAUUUUUUUUCUCAUAUAUGUGUGAGUAUUUUAUUACUGUUUCCGAGCAAAACCACUAUCACCACCACUUGCUGUAUGAUGGUCAACAUGUUAAACUUGAUUUCAGUCUGCACCCCCAAGUAACAGUAUACAGAUUGGAGUUGAUGGUCUUCAUUCAAAAAAAUUAAAAUCAAUAUAAAUAAUUAUUAUUUUUAAAAAGUGCUCUAAAUAAUAAAUUAAUAUAUAUUUUUAAACAUGUUAUAUUUUGAUAAUAAAAAAAUGAUUAGAAAAAAAAGUAAAAGAUUAACUGAAACACCAUUGUGUUCACCGAAAAAUUUGUGUCUAACUUGGAAAAAUAUUUUUUAUACUGUUAAAAAAAAUAAAAAUGAUGGAUAUUGGAGAGAUUUAUUUAAAGGAAGACAAAUGGAAAAUGUUCAACUUCUUCAUAGUGUCAGUGGUGCUGUAAAGUCUGGUACACUAUUAGCAAUUUUAGGACCAAGUGGAGCAGGAAAAACAACUUUACUUGCAACAAUUAGUAAAAGAAUUAAGGGUGAAUCAACUGGUGAUAUUUUAUUAAAUGGAAAAAUGAUAAAUCGUGAUAUGAUGUCAAGAAUAUCUGGAUUUGUUCCACAAGAUGAUCUUUCAAUUGAAUCCUUGACUGUACAAGAACACAUGGAAUUUAUGGCACGAAUGAGAAUGGAUAGUCGUUAUAGAAAAACAGCAAGAGAUCAAAGAAUUGAAAUUUUAUUGGCAGAUUUAGGUAUAACAGAAUCACAGUGUUCAAAAUUAUCAACAUUAUCUGGUGGUGAACGUAAACGUGUAUCAUUAGCUGUACAAUUAUUAACUGAACCAAGUAUAUUAUUUUGUGAUGAACCAACAACUGGUCUUGAUAGUUAUUCAGCAAUGGUUGUCAUACGUACACUAAGAAAAGUUGCUAAAAGUGGAAGAAUUGUUAUUUGUUCACUUCAUCAACCAGCAUCUGGUUUAUUAAAUGAAUUUCAUGAAAUUUUACUACUUGCUGGUGGUGGUAGAGUUGCAUUUCAAGGAACAAUUAAUGAUGCAACUAAUUUUUUUUCAAGUCUUGGUUUUUAUUGUCCAGCAACAUUUAAUAAUGCUGAAUUUUUUGUAUCAAAAUUAUCAAUAAUUCGUGGUAAAGAACUUGAGUCAAAAAUUAAAGUCAAUAAUAUUUGUAGUGAAUUUAAUAAAUCACAAUAUUCAGAUAAAAUAAAUAAUAUUAUUGAUGAAUGUUGUAGUGGUAAAUUUGAUAAUGAUUAUAAUAAAUCACCACAUGAAAUUUUUACUGAUGAUACAUUACAAGUUAGUGAUUUUAAAAAAAUUAAAUCAAUAACACAACUUGAAUGGUUAACAUGGAGAAGUUACAUUGAUUAUAAAAGAAAUUGGUCAACAAUUAUUUUACGUUUUAGUAUGUACAUGUUGAUUGGUCUACUUUUGGCAGUACCAUAUGUUCAUGUUACUGAUAAUAUUGAUCAACGAAGCAUACAAAAUAUGCAAGGUCUCAUGUAUCUUGUUGUCACUGAAACUGUAUUUACAUUUAACUACAGUGUAUUUUAUACAUUUCCAAAAGAAUUGCCACUACUGUUGAGAGACAUGGCCAGUGGUCUUUACUAUCCUGGACCAUUUUAUUUCAGCAAAAUUGCAGUUCUUAUACCUGGAACUGUUUUUCAGCCAUUUAUUUAUGCAGCUUUAAUAUUUUUUAUUGCUGGAUUAAAAGGUGGAUUUUUAGGUUUUAUUUAUUUUUCAAUUCCUGUUAUUUUAUGUGCAACAUCAGCAACAGCUGUUGGUUGUUUGAUGUCUGCUUCAUUUGAAUCAGUUGAUACUGCCUCAUUGUUGUCAGUUCCAAUUGAUUUUAUAACUUUAGUAUUCAGUGGUAUUUAUCUUCAUCUGGGAAGUUUACCACCUCAAUUAUCUUGGCUCAAAUAUGUGUCACAGUUUUACUACAGUUCUGAAGCUGUUUCAGUUAUUCAAUGGCAAGAAUACAAUGCCAUUAAAUGCUCGGAUGAUCCUGAUGAACCAUGCAUAUCAUCUGGUCAAGGAGUUCUUGAUAAAUAUGGUUUUUCAUCAGAUAAUUAUUUAAUGGAUUUGAUUGGUCUAAUUGCAAUAUUUACUGUUGGUCAUAUUGCUGGUUAUUUGGCAAUACUUUACAGAACUCGUAAAGAACCAGUUUAUUAAAUACCACAAAUAAAAAGGAUAACAUUUUUUUUUUUUUACAUUGAAAAACACAAUAUGAAUUUACGAUUUUUAUUUGUUUUAUAUUUCAUUAUA